AUAAAAUCUACUAAUUAACAUGUCCCUAUCUUAAGUGUACUAUGAACUUUUAUAUAAGUAUUAAUUAUUUUAAGAGAUUUCUUCAAAUGGUUAAUUCAGUUCAAUUGAAUUUAAUCAAUCAGAUUCUGUCUACAUGGAGUUUUAGACCAGAAACCCCUAAUAACCAAUACUCUGCUUAGAUUUGCACUUAAGUUCAUGUAAAUGAUUUUUCACAGCCUGUGCUUGGGAGAUCAACUAAACCAAAACCACCAGUUACUGAAGCUAAGAUCUGUAGCCUGUUCAGAUAACAGUUGUAUUUGCUUAAAUUUACAGAACAUAAAUCUGAACUGUGACUUUUUUUUUUUUCUCUACACUGUUCCUGUAGCUCAAGUGGUACAGCAUUGCUUUAGCAAGCGUAAGGUUGGGGGUUUGAAUCCCAGGGAACACAUGUUAGGAAAAAUUGUUAGACUGAAUGCAAUGUAAGUCACUUUGGAUAAAAGCGUUUGCUAAAUGCAUAAAUUAAUACACUGGGGAUUUUGGAUAUUUUUUCACUCCAUUAAUCAAAAAUACAGUGGGGUAAAAAGAGACAAAAAAAGUAAUAUUGAAAAUAUUAUUUUAGGAAUAAAGUCUAACAUCUGGGGAAUCUUAUAUGAACACUUUAUCUGAUUAUAAAACUGAAAAGACUUGAAGACUGAAGGUGGAAAAAAAAAACUUUUAGAAUUGCCUGAAAAACCACUUCAUAUCUUCUUUUGUGUUCUGUGAAAGAAAGUCAUACUAGUUGUGAAAUGACAUGAGAUUGAGAAAAUAACAGCGAGUUAAUUUUGGGUGCAUGCCUUUGAGGAGAUGAGAGAAUGAAGAUAACAGUCAAAGAAUACUAAAUCAUGUUUUGGGGCCAAUAAAACCUUAACUAAUAUAAUUGUACCUCAAGGAAAAACAAAGUAUAAUGUGACCCAAAAAGCACUUCAUGCACUGGUAUUCAGCUGAUCAACAUGCAAUUCUGUGCACUACACAUCACAGUUUUUCUGUCACCUCAGCCAGCUGUGAAAGUUUCCGAUCAAAAGCAAGCCUAAAGGUUGUAUCGAUUGCAUGUGGUCCGAGAUGACAGAUCUGAAAGCUAUUUAUAGAAACUGUGGCAUACGCAGUACUUAACACAACAUUGACCUCAGUAGAAAGGAUCAGUCGAUAAGAGAUUUGUGUCGUCUUUCCAUCUGAUGUGCAAAAUCAUUCAAAUAGAUCAAACACAACUUACAUGUUUGUCAUUUUCACUUACCGUACAGACUUGCUGAUUUGCUUCUUGUCUGAAAUUGGCACAUGGUGAACUUUUGUAACCUGGUAGGAAGACGGCCUACUUUCGAGUAUAAUUAACUCAGUCCAUUUGUCAUGGGAAUAAGCACUGGAACAUCUUCAGUGAUAUCACUUUAACAAACACCAUUUUCAAAUAAAAACAGCAAACAUUUUAUGCAUUUGGGCCAUUCAUUUAAAUGGCAAUGGUGUUUUGGGGGCCUGAAAGUGCAAAGUUUUGAAAACUGGUUUUAAACUGCAAGAUUCUGCGAAUUUGUAAAAACUGUCGCAUGUGCAUUCAUAGUAUGUGUACAGUCUAUAGGUAUGUGUGCUGCUGGGCUGUCAAAUAAUAAAUAGAAUUUUUAAUAUUCAUCAAAUUUAAAAUAAAAACCCACACUGAUAAGACUGCCUUAAUGCACACUUAAAUUCGAAUGCAAAAACACACUGCAUUUGAGUUUUAGGUGUGCGUUAAGGCAGCCUUAUCAGUGGCGCAUGGGAUGCGAUGUAAGUGUCAUUUCAUUUUAAUGUUUAUGUUAGUGUAUCCAGUUGAACCCACUAGAUAAUGCGCUGCUGUAUUGUUCAUUUAAAAUAUUUCAUGAGGAAAAGAUCUUGUUUACUGAAAACAAACCAAGCCGCUCUCACAGAACGCAUAUUUUGCCCCAAACUGAAAUUAUGGCUUUUAAAUUUGAAUACAUUGCUAAUAUUUAAGUACAAAAUUCCAAUUUAGUUUUUUAGCCAUUUUGACAGCCCUAGUGUGCAGGUGUGUAGUGUUUCGUUACAGUGACAUCGGCAUGCAUGCAUAAUACAGCGCUUUUAGAAAUUUUCACGGAUCCAUGUGAAUGGGGAUCAUUUUAACGGCAUUGCGGUCUGUACGCAAAUAUUUUCAAAAACAAAAAGAAACGUUUUUUUCUGUGUUUUUUUUUCCCCUGUCAUUGUUGCGUAAACGUACCUUAACAUGCAAAAUUCUGUGAAACGGUGCAAAUUGUGCAUCUGUCUUUUUUUGUGUAUGUUUGUUUGUUUUUUGCAACCAGAGUUUAAAAUGUAAAUGAGCUCUCAUGAUUUGUAACAAGACUUGUUUUGCAGCCAUACCAGGAUCUGAUCUGAUGAUUUAGUUUCCAUGGCAGUUAUUGCUGUGGCAAUUGGUUUUAAUGCGUUUGGGAAUAUGUGAAAUUAAAACUAGCACUAGACAGUUUCUGAACCUUUCUGAAACCUUCCUGAAAUUUCUGAAGCUGCUUCCGUUGGCGUCUGUAUUACUGCAUCAGUGAGCCCAUGACAUCAUGACAUCUCCACUAACAUCUGUGUUGUGUAUUAGUACAGUUUGAGCUUUCAAAACACCUUCUCCAGUCUGUUCUCUCUGUCAGGCAUCUGUGCGUCAGCAAAGGAGUGACAGUUAGACCUGUUCGUCACAGGAAACUACAAGUAAAUAAAGCUGCCUGCCUCUGUGUGCAAUGCUAAAGCACUGACACGACCACAACAGCAUCCCGCAGUGACACUUCACCUGAAACUGAGCUCAACUUCUCAGCUCCUCAAGAAAACAAGCCUUUGAUCUUUACAGAAAUCACUUCAAAUAGUUGUCGAACUUGGCUAUCGGAGUUUUCAGGCUGUUGCACGUUCAUGAGCAGAUAAGGAUUGUGCGUACAACUAAGGAUUGUCAUCAUUGCUAGCCUGAGGACCAUGAGAUUGUGGUUCCCAUCAGCACUGUGUGCCUGAACUCUCCAGAGCAGUCGGCCAUGGGCAGUCGUCCCAGUAAAGACCCGCGUGGAUCCAGCGCACAUGCUCUUCUCUUGGACACGGAGGAAAGCACUGAACCCCUGACCAUGGACAGCGGUAGAUUCGUGGUGGUGUCCCUGUACGACUAUCCGUCUAGAGGACCGGGUGACUGCGCCAUCAGAGUAGGAGAGAGACUCAACAUUUUGUCAGAUGAGGGAGAGUGGUGGAAAGUCAGUUCAUCAGCCACAGGAAAUGAGAGCUACAUCCCCAGCAAUUACACUGCCAAAGUGUACAACAGGUGGCAGUUUGUGGGUCUCAGCAAACAGAAAGCAGAGGAACUGCUGAUGCUCCCCCAUAAUCAGCCCGGAUCCUUCCUUAUCAGAGAGAGCGAGACCUACCCAGGUAACCACACUCUGUCAGUGCGUAGGAGCAGCUCACAAGAACGCGCUUCAGUCAAACACUACCGCAUCAGCUGCAUCGAGAACGGCUGGGUCUACAUCUCUCCUGGACUCACCUUCAGGACACUCUCAGACCUGGUUGCACACUAUUCAGAAGUUUCGGACGGGCUUUGCUGUACUCUGGGGGAGCCAUGCUUCAUCAUUGGAUCCAACAACGUUCCUGUGGUAACCGGCCCGCCUCCGAUUGCCGUGAAGAGGCCUACUAUAAACUGGAAAGAUGUUGACAGCUCCAUGAUCUUCGGGCAGAGCAAAGAGGGUGCAGAGGAGUCGGUGGUGAGCGAAGGCCUGAAGGAGGCCAUUAACUCGUACCUCUACAUGACGGAGGAAUGUGAGGACUGCAGUCAGCUGUGGGACACAUGAGUAGAAGACUGACGUCAAACCUGGAGGACGAGUGUUUGAAUGACUUUGGACUCUUGAUGCCGUGAUAUGGGAUAAAACACUUCACAGAAACCUAAAAAACUUUUUUUUCCGUGACCCGGAUGCGGAAAAUUAACCAAAACGCAUCUUAGCGUCUUUUUUCAUGCGUGAAUUUCUGCGUAAAAACUGUUUGAGCGAAAGUGGCGUCGGAUGAAGUUCCCAGACGCACGCACUGACUCAUUGCUGUUCUUCCAGAGUGGGUGCUAGAGACAAAGAUGUCACAGUUUCCUGUGUGGACGCGCUCCUGGCGGACAUAAAAGAGAAAACGACUGAAGGAAAGAACGACAGAGGAGUGUGCGAGUGGGAGGGGGAACACAACUGGGUGGCACACACAUCCAUUUCCACUCCACACACACUUACUGGAAAUGUAUCAGUCGAGCUUAAUACAAAUGUGAUUGAAAGAAGCUUCAAAGAAGUUUGAUGUCAUUUUUUUUUUUUGAAAAUUCCGAACAAAAUUCAUAUUUAUGACUUGGAACAUAAAUGUUGUGUGACUUUGUAAAUCUAUACUGUUGCUUAAAGAGACGAUAAAGACCCAAAAAUGAAAACUGUCAUUCCAAACCUGUUUGAGUUUCUUCUGUGGAACACAAAAGAUGAUCUUGUGAAGAAAGCUGAUUACCAAACGGUUUCAGUUCCCAUUGAUUUUAAUUGUCUGGUUUAAAAAUAUAAUGGAAGUCGAUGGGAAUUGCAGUAGUUUGGCUAUCAACAUUCUUUAAAAGAUGAUCUUUGGUGUUCAAAGUCAUACAGGUUUGGUCAUUUUAAGGGGAGAAUUAUCAACAGUCAUUACUAAUGGUCUCUUGUGACUUAUGGACAUCAGUUAUGUUCUUUUAAAUAAACUUGAGAAAAAACAAG
Carassius gibelio (silver crucian carp) is the source of this 4694-nucleotide messenger RNA. RefSeq names its product Src like adaptor 2b (gene sla2b). Gene Ontology annotation, molecular function: protein binding. The record is from RefSeq and is a predicted model, not a curated record. The coding region runs from base 2991 to 3788 and encodes 265 amino acids. The transcript is spliced from 8 exons. Lineage: Eukaryota; Metazoa; Chordata; Actinopteri; Cypriniformes; Cyprinidae.